Molecule: messenger RNA, 468 nt
Organism: Hyaena hyaena (striped hyena)
Lineage: Eukaryota; Metazoa; Chordata; Mammalia; Carnivora; Hyaenidae
Gene: TFF2
Product: trefoil factor 2
Exons: 4
Coding region: 2-391 (129 amino acids)
Biological process (GO): maintenance of gastrointestinal epithelium
Source: RefSeq, a predicted model, not a curated record
CAUGGGACCCCGAGGAAUCCAGCUCUUGGCAAUUCUCCUGGUCCUGGGGCUGUGGGCCCCCGCAAGGGCCCAGAAACCUUCCCCCUGUCGGUGCUCACGGAUCACCCCCCAGAAGCGGGAGAACUGUGGAUUCCCGGGCAUCACCAGCGACCAGUGCUUCGCCUCCGGGUGCUGCUUCGACUCCAACUUCGCCGGGGUCCCUUGGUGCUUCCACCCCCUCCCAAAGCAAGAGUCGGAAGAGUGCGUCAUGGAGGUCUCAGCCCGCAGGAACUGCGGGUACCCGGGCAUCAGCCCCGAGGAGUGUGCGUCCCGCAAGUGCUGCUUUUCCGACAACAUCGUAGAAGUGCCUUGGUGCUUCUUCCCGAUCUCCGUGCAGGAUUGUCAUUAUUAAGAGGAGUCCCUCCCAAGAACCCAGCGGGUUCCCUGGAUGUUUGGAAAUGAAGAGAAGUCACCAUCCUUUCUCAGGUU